AUGCCACAACCCCUCAGCACGAGAGAGGCCAACCUCUUUCGUCAGGUCAUCCGCAACUAUGAGGACAAGCAGUACAAGCGCGGCCUCAAGGCGGCCGAGCAGAUCCUCAAGAAGACCCCUAGGCACGGCGACACCAUGGCCAUGAAGGCCCUGAUCCUCAAUGCGCAGGGCAAGACGGACGAGGCCUUUGCCCUCGGCAAGGAGGCCCUGACGGUGGACAUGAGGUCGCACAUCUGCUGGCACGUCUACGGCCUGCUAUACCGCACCCACAAGAACUUUGAGGAGGCCAUCAAGGCCUACAAGUUUGCGCUGCGGCUCGAGCCCGAGUCCCCGCAGAUUCAGCGGGACCUGGCCAUCCUCCAGAUCCAGAUGCGCGACUACCAGGGCUACGUCCAGAGCCGGCACGCCAUGUUGCAGGCGAAGCCCCAGCUGAGGCAGAGCUGGACCGGCCUCGCCAUCGCCCACCACCUCGCCGGCGAGCUGCAGGAGGCUGAGAACAUCCUGACCACCUAUCAAGAUACCCUCAAGAACGCGCCCUCCAAGACUGAUCUCGAGAACUCGGAAGCUGUCAUGUACCGCAACAUGAUCAUCGCCGAGACUGGAGACACCCAGCGAGCAUUGGAACACCUCGAGUCGGACGCCAAGGACAACCUCGACCGCCUGGCUGUCAUGGAGCGUCGUGCCGAGUAUCUCUCCAAGCUUGGAAGAAAGGACGAGGCGGCGACUGCCUACAGAGCUCUCCUGGAUCGCAACUCCGAACACCCUCAGUACUACUACGAUUUGAUCAAGGCCCUCGGCAUCGAGGAGGACGCCAAGGCCAAGAAGGCCAUCUUUGACGAAUACGCCGACAAGUAUGCGAGAUGCGACGCUGCCCGGAGGAUACCUCUGGACUUCUUGAGUGGAGACGAGUUCCGGGAAGCGGCUCGCAGAUACCUCACGCUGAUGCUGAACAAGGCCGUUCCCUCUACGUUUGCUAACCUAAAGCACCUCUACUCUGACUCUUUCAAGAAGGAGACCCUCCCCGCGCUGGCAGAAGCGUACCUCGAGUCCGAAGAUGGCAAGAAGGUGCAGGGCAAGGCUGCUGCCCUCUACUUCCUGGCGCAGCACUACAAUUACCACCUCAGCCGGGACCUCACCAAGGCAAUGGAGUACUGCGAGAAGGCCAUCGAGCUCGAGCCCAAGAGCGUUGACUUUGCCAUGACCAAGGCUAGGAUAUACAAGCACCACGGCAACGUGAAGAAGGCAUCUGAGGCCAUGGACUACGCGCGCUCUCUCGACAUCAAGGACCGCUACAUCAACAGCAAGGCUGCCAAGUACCAGCUGAGGAACAACGAGAACGAGAAGGCCCUCAAGACGAUGGGUCUGUUCACCCGCGCGGACACCGUCGGCGGCCCGCUCGUGGACCUGCUGGACAUGCAGUGCGUGUGGUUCCUGACGGAGGACGGCGAGGCGCACGCCAGGCGAGGCAAUACGGGCCUGGCCCUGAAGCGCUUCCACCAGAUCUGGAACAUCUUUGACAUCUGGCAGGAGGACCAGUUUGACUUCCACAGCUUCUCGCUGCGCAAGGGCCUGAUCCGGGCGUACGUCGACAUGAUCCGGUGGGAGGACCGCCUGCGCGAGCACCCCUUCUACUCGCGAGCGGCCCUCGACGCCGUCAAGCUCUACGUCAGCAUGUACGACGCCUCGGGCGCCGGCCUGGCCAACGGCGUCAACGGCUCCGCUUCCGGGGCGGCCGCGGACGGCGGGGCAGACGUCGCGGCGGAGAAGAAGGCCGCCAAGAAGGCCAAGAAGGAGGCGCAAAAGGCAGAGCGCGAGGCGGCGGAGAAGGCGGCCAAGCAGGACCCCAACAAGGCGGCGGCGGCGCAGAAGGGCAAGGGCGAGGAGCCGGCGGCCAAGAAGGACGACGACCCGGAGGGCAAGAAGCUGGCGCAGACCAAGGACCCGCUGGACGACGUGAUGAAGUUCCUGACGCCGCUGCUGCAGUUCAGCCCCAAGAACAUUGAGGCGCAGUUUGCCGGCUUCGAGGUCUUCCUCCGGAGGAGAAAGUAUGUGCUGGCGCUCGGCUGCCUCAACGCCGCGCACGCACUCGACGCGGAGCACCCCAAGGUGCACCUGCACGCCCUGCGCCUGCGGCACGCCCUCGACGCCGAGACGCUCGGCGGCCUGCCCGCGCCCGUCCAGGCGGUCAUCAAGGCCGACUUUGCCGCCGCCGCGCCGCCGCCCGGCGCAGACCUCAAGAAGGCCAACGACGCGUUCCGCGCCGCGCACGGGGCCAGCGCGCCCCACGUCCUGGCCGCGGCGCAGGCGGCGCGGGCGCUCGGAGAGGACAAGGCGGCGUGCGAGAGGGCAGCGGCCGGGGCGCUCGAGGUGGAGGGCGUCACGCUCGAGGAGGCGCUCGAGGCGUACGAGGUGCUCAAGGGCUGGAAGAGCGGUGAGCUCGAGGCGUUCCGCACGGCGGCGGGGGGGAAGUGGCCUGGCGCGACGGUGUUUGCCUAG
Molecule: messenger RNA, 2496 nt
Organism: Thyridium curvatum
Lineage: Eukaryota; Fungi; Ascomycota; Sordariomycetes; Thyridiales; Thyridiaceae
Exons: 3
Coding region: 1-2496 (831 amino acids)
Biological process (GO): N-terminal peptidyl-methionine acetylation
Cellular component (GO): NatA complex; cytoplasm
Molecular function (GO): protein-N-terminal amino-acid acetyltransferase activity; protein binding
Source: RefSeq, a predicted model, not a curated record